Molecule: messenger RNA, 597 nt
Organism: Meira miltonrushii
Lineage: Eukaryota; Fungi; Basidiomycota; Exobasidiomycetes; Exobasidiales; Brachybasidiaceae
Product: DUF339-domain-containing protein
Exons: 1
Coding region: 1-597 (198 amino acids)
Biological process (GO): protein-FAD linkage; tricarboxylic acid cycle; mitochondrial electron transport, succinate to ubiquinone
Cellular component (GO): mitochondrion
Source: RefSeq, a predicted model, not a curated record
AUGCUCCAAUCAAGGACGCUUCACUCCUCUUUUGUCCGUCUGCAAUCAUCACCCAAGGAUGGCAGUACUGGUGUAGACCCUGGAUACUCUACAACAAAGCAAACGAUCGAACAAGAACGUGAAGAACCAGAAUAUGCUCCAAAACUAUCUCAUAUGUCCGACCCUUUCCCUCUACCGUUUGAUCCACGUUUGCAAGGAUUAUCAAUGUCAAGCGAACAUCAAUCGGAAGGCUUGGUGAAUGGCGUUGAAGAGCCAAUCCCAUUACGGGUUCCAGGACGUGAGCCAGGUGAAGAAACAAGAGAGACCAAAGUCAAGAGAUUGAUAUGGCAAGCACGUAAGCGUGGAACGUUGGAAGCUGAUCUUCUGUUGGCUACAUUUGCAAAGAAAGAGCUCUCCGCUUUGCAAGAAGAAGAGUUGGAUGAAUUCGAUCGAUUACUAGACGAACCAGAUUGGGAUAUCUUCUAUUGGAUGACAGACAGAAAACCCGUUGUGGAACGAUGGAAAGAGUCAUUUGAAACAGAAGGAAGACUAGGUUGGAGAAUGCGAAAACAUGCAAAGAACGAAGAAAAGGAAACAAGAUUUAUGCCAAAUAUCUAA